Messenger RNA from Pieris napi, 2390 nucleotides. It is a transcript of the gene Hacd2, whose product is annotated as very-long-chain (3R)-3-hydroxyacyl-CoA dehydratase. Gene Ontology annotation, cellular component: endoplasmic reticulum membrane. The coding region runs from base 221 to 1336 and encodes 371 amino acids. NCBI's taxonomy places the organism in Eukaryota, Metazoa, Arthropoda, Insecta, Lepidoptera, Pieridae. The record is from RefSeq and is a predicted model, not a curated record. Gene Ontology annotation, molecular function: 3-hydroxyacyl-CoA dehydratase activity. Gene Ontology annotation, biological process: sphingolipid biosynthetic process; very long-chain fatty acid biosynthetic process; fatty acid elongation. The transcript is spliced from 8 exons.
AAGUGUUAAAGGGGCUGAUCAAAAGAAGACGUGUUAUCAAAUUUGAGCCAACAGCAUUUCGGCUUCUAUAUUCACUUAUAAUCUGUGCAUGUUUUUCUAUAGAUAAUCUUUGAAAAAUCCUGCGGAAAAAUCAAAUCCAACAAAUAUCUUGUUUGGUUUAUUGGGAUUUGGGAUUGGAUCCUAGGGAUUUCUUUAUAGGAAUUCUUAAAUAGAAGCAAAAAUGGUAAUACUCAGUCCCUUUGUAUAUUGGGCGCAAACGUCGAAAAUUAUUUCGUUAAAAAUUGAUUUGCGAAACGCUGAAAAACCAAACAUCGAUGUUAUAGAAAAUAACAUAAAAUUCUCGGCACAAGGUUUUGGUGCUCAUGGAUUUUCCAAUUAUGUAUUCAAUUUGGAUUUAUAUGCUUCGAUCAAAUUAAGCAAAGAUGAACAGAACACAACAGUCAAGGUAUAUGAAAAUCGUAUUGAAGUGGUUUUAGAAAAAAAUGAGGCAGCUUGGUGGCCAAGAUUAACAGCACAACCACAAAAGCCUGCCUGGCUUAAGAUUAAUUUUGACCAAUGGAAAACCGAGGAUGAUGGAGGAAGUGAAGAGGAAACUCGUGAUGUUACGAAGGAUUAUCCGGGGAUGUAUGACAAACUGCAUAAAGAAGAGUUUGGAUAUCGGAAAGAAGAGGUGAAAAAGGUAUACCUCAUAUUAUACAACUUGUUUCAAUUUAUCGGCUUCACAUACGUACUAUGCGUAAUGAUGGUGCGAUUCUUUAAACUGGAAUAUGCAUCCAUAGAGGGCACUUACGAGCAUGUAGGGGGAGCUAUGAAGUUCCUUCAAUUAAUGAUGUUCCUCGAAGUUAUGCACCCGUUAUUUCGAUAUACUAAGGGAAGCCCUCUUGUAGCAUUCUUACAAGUGGGUGGUCGGGCGUUCGUAUUAUUUGCAAUGAUAGACGCGGAACCACGGAUGCAGACGAAACCUGUAGUGUUUUACCUAUUUUGUAUUUGGACCCUGAUUGAGGUUGUCAGGUAUCCCUUUUACAUAGCACAACUUUACAGAAAAGAGAUUUAUCUCCUAACCUGGUUACGUUAUACCUUGUGGAUCCCACUCUAUCCCUUGGGAAUCCUCUGUGAGGCAAUCGUCAUACUAAGAAAUAUCCCCUACUUUGAAGAAAGUGGUAAGUUCACUAUCUCCCUGCCCAAUGAGUGGAACUUUGCUUUCCAUUUGCCUAACUUUCUCAGGGUAUACCUUCUGAUACUAGCCUUUCCCGGUAUGUUCUUUGUUAUGAAACAUAUGCAUAAACUACGUACAGUCAAGCUUAAACCAAAAAUCAUCAUUAAAAAAUGUAAGUAAGAAUUAGUACUCUGUUAAACUGUCAAAAAAAACUCUGUCUGUAGAAGAAAACUAUUUCUGUAUUACAACAUCGAUGGACACGGCCAUGAGUUAAACAUUAAAAUCAAACAAUAAAAAUAGUAAGAAGUAAACAAACAUCAUCAAACAUAUAUCUUAAGAUCUAACAUAAGCAAUGUAACAUUAAUAUGCUUACACACCAUUAGUGUUUAAGCAUAUUAAUUAUUUUAACCAUACAAUGGAUGUAACUAUUGUUUUUAAUUUGUAUUAUAAACAUCCUUAUUGCAGAAUUCCUCUUUUCCUAUAUUAAAAUGAAAUAUUUCCAACUAUUAAUAACUUGAAUCAAGCCAAAACUGUUGUAUUAAAUUUAUUUUAUGAAAAUAUUUUCUCCUAUAACAUUAUUUUUAAUAUCAAUUGUGGGAAGCAAGAAAACCUGCUAAAAUAGAUUAUUUAUUAAAAUUAAAUACCUAACUGCUGUAAAUUAAUUUUCUUUGUUUACAUACAUAUUUUAAUUCUUUGCUAAAAACGUGUUUAGUAAUUCGUAAUUAGUAAGGUUUAAUAGUUUAAGAUGACCUGACCUAAGAUUUUAUAAGUUGUAUUUUUAAAAUAAAGACUAUGUUUUUAAGUUUACUACAGCAUAAUAUUUUGUUUACCUUAACAGAACUGUAAAUACUAAACAAUGUAUUACCUAAAUGAUUUUAUUAACAAGUAGAGUUAAAAAUAAGUAUAUAGGUGUCUGUAAUCUAGUUUUCAUGAAAAUAAGUUGCUAUUACAUUUUAUUAUGGUUUAAUGAAACUUCAGUAGUGUUUGUUUUUAAUAAGUCCAAACGAAUGACUCUGUAGUUAGAGGAUAACACACAAACAAAAAAAAUUUGGUGACUUAUUUUCAAAUACCAAAGACAUUAGCUUAUUACCCUGUGCAUUUUGAUAUAAUAAAGAUUGUUUAGAUUGUAAGGACUUACAAUAUUUGUUCUUCCUCUAAGAAUGACAAAUGGAAUAGAUUAGUUAUUAUUUUAUUUUUGUUACUUUUCUUUUGUUUUAAAAUAAAAAUAUAAAUA